This is a messenger RNA of Aspergillus caelatus, 1417 nucleotides long. RefSeq names its product serine hydrolase domain-containing protein. The transcript is spliced from 6 exons. NCBI's taxonomy places the organism in Eukaryota, Fungi, Ascomycota, Eurotiomycetes, Eurotiales, Aspergillaceae. The record is from RefSeq and is a predicted model, not a curated record. The coding region runs from base 111 to 1271 and encodes 386 amino acids.
CUAGGUCUUGCAUAUGAACCGCGUUCUGUUAAACAGCAGUAUUUCUUAUCAACACCGAAGUCAUCCCUUCCCAACGUAACAUCAAAAGAAAGGAAAAAUCUGCUCUUGCAAUGUGCUCUAUCGACAACGCUAUUGAAUCGUUCCUUGGUCAGGAAGGGCCACCGCUGCCACGCGUCACGCUUGGCGCUGUGAAUCGAGAUGGGACCUUGCACUACGUGAAGUGUUUCGAUGGUAACUCAGCGGAAUCUUCCAAGCCGGAUGAUAUUCACUGGAUUGCAUCCGCAACCAAGUUCAUCACGAGUAUCGCUGUUAUGCAAUGUGUCGAAAGGGGUCUGCUGGAGCUUGAUGCCGAUAUAUCCCGCAUUUUGCCAGAGUGGAAAGAUCCUAAGAUAUUGAUCGGGUUCGAUGAAAAGAAUGAACCCCAGUUUCGACGCGCAAAACGGCCCCUUACACUUCGACACCUCAUCACUCAUUCAGCUGGGCUCGCCUAUACGUUCAUGCAUCCCCUGUGUAUCCGCUACCAGGAAUUGCAAGGCGAGCGACCUCUGGUACUUCAGACUAUCAGGGAAUCUUUCCCCACUUUCCUUGUGUUUGAGCCUGGAGAACAAUGGCUGUAUGGCCCUGGGCUGGAGUGGGCUGGAUUGAUGGUUGAGCAUGUGACCGGGCUGAAGCUAGGCGAAUACAUGAGGCAGAAUAUGUUUGUUCCUGUUGGGGCUAGCGACAUUACCUUUCAUCUUCACGAAAGACCGGAUCUCCAGGCGCGAAAGGUAAAGCUGUGGGAGAGAAAUAAUGACGGAUUGAAAGAGGUCACCGAUUUCUGGUGGCCGGAACCAGUUAGUGACGAUAUUGGAGGUGGUGGCAUCUACACAAAUGUUCCCGAGCUCCUGAAGAUCUACGCUGGUGUCAUGCAGGGGAAGUUGCUACGGCCGGAGACUGUGGAACAGAUGUUUAAGCCACACCUUGAGAAACGCAACCAUCUUGAUAACCGAGAGGAGUACGAUCUGGCGACUCGGAAUGCAAUCUACAAUGCCGUUCCUAACACAAUCCCCGUCGACUAUGGCCUUGGUGGUUUGAUCAAUACCGUCGAGGUGCCAGGCCGCCGUGGUCAGUAUUCGCUGACGUGGUCCGGAUUGCCCAAUUGCUACUGGUGGAUGGAUAUUGAAAAGGGCGCCGCUGGGGUUUAUUUGUCUCAACUUCUCCCCACGGGCGAUCAGAGGGCUGUCGAGCUUCUGGCAGAAUUCGAGAAGGCUGUGUACGCUGCCCUCGAAUGAUUAGUCUUCACCACCUUUCCACGUCAUCGAUUAAGGACCCUUUUCAGGAAAGUAUGCAUGGUCCUAAUCGACAGGCGUGCGAAUUCCUCCCGAGGUUCUUUUCAAAGAAAGGCGCAGAAGCUAUGGAGACUAGAGUCAGGCAAAUG